GCGGUAGUCGAGUAGUAGUUACCUGCUCCUGACACCGCACCACGCUCUCAUCUAUCAGGAUAAAGAGCAGCGUAGCCUCACGUGAAUUCACAUCAUUCGUGAGUUUCUAUCUUAUCUACUUCGCGUUUAGCCAAUUUGUCGGGAAUUUGUUUUCCUUCUUUCCUCAUACAGUUGUCCGACAUUUCAGGGAUUGGAUUAUUAGAUCAGCCGACAUGGAAUUCAAAGUGCCGCUGUUGGACCCGAACCAGACCAGCCUGGACGAAGAGCAAGAGCAGCAAGAGCAGCAAGAACUUCAGUUCCGUCAACUGCGAACGUCAGCAUCCGAUUCAGAUUCAUCACGAGCAGCAGUCGCAGCAGCGGCUGCUUACAGUCGACCUGGCGACUCCUCCUACCCGUCGUCCUCCUCCGCCUCCGCCGCAUUUGGCGGCGACUGGCGCGGAAAGCUCGCGGCUGUCGGGCAGCGCGUGCGCACGUCGAGCGCGGAGCUGGGGAAGCGCGUCACGGAGGCGGCGACAGCUGUCGGAAGCCGAUUGGAGGAGCAGGUUUCCGUCGUCGGCGAGCGCGUCAAGGACCUGGUCCUGCCGACUACUCAGGCGGACUUAUUAGUCGACCGCGCCACGGCGGAGGAGCUCCUCGCUCCCCAUUGGUCCACCGUUCUGCAGAUCUCGCACCUCCUUCAAAACGGCUCGCUCCCCGGCGGCGACGUCGCACGGGCCCUGCGACGUCGCCUGGCGACGCGCGACUCGCACGUGCAGCUGCUGGCGCUCGCGGUCGCGGAGACGGUGGUCGGAAGCGCGCCACAGGUUCUGGGGGAUAUUGCGCGGGAAGGCAUGCUCGGAGACAUGGCGCGAAUGGCGGUGGAGCCUAAGACGCCGGCGCGCGUCAGGGAGACGGUUCUAAGACUGAUUGAGGCGUGGGCGGUGCCAAUGGAGGCGACGCGAUACUUCCCGGCGUUCGAAGAGACGUUUCGGCAAUGUGACGCUCUCGCAUCCUUGAUGUGCUGCUGAUAUGAGGAGGAGGUUUGAGGGAACGAGCGCAGAGGAGGGACGAGGAGAGAUGAACCCAAACGGAAAAAAAUAGUUUUACUGGUUUGGGGAGAUGGCAGCAGCAAAGACGCGCACGGGCACGAGCGGAUAGCAGGGUGGAAAGAAAAGGAAACAAGGCUCAUGGAUGAGUAGAAUGCGCGUGGAGGGGCGGAAGGAAGGAAGAAGGAUUCGUGGAUCGACCGGAGUGCAGAUGGAAGGAAAGAAAACGCCUGAUCCAGCUGUGACAUGGUGACGUCCAUGUUGCCUUUUGAGUCGACUCAAAAGUCACCUUCAGCUGUGACAUGGUGACGUCCAUGUUGCCUUUUGAGUCCACUCAAAAGCCACCUUCAGCUGUGACAUGGUGACGUCCAUGUUGCUGAGCUGAGUGUAUUAUAUCAGCCAAACAGGUGUAGAUCAAGAUCCGCAACCGCAAGUUGCUUGUUGCAACAAAGUGAUAGAACGGUGGGGAACUUAUGGAGUCAAUUCAAGGGUAGGAGCAAAGCAUGGCACUCUGACUUUUGAGUCGACCCAAAGGACACUCGGUGUGUAUAGGGAGAAAGCACCGUCCUUAAUUAGCAUGACAGGCCGUAAGGCGUUUCGGGAUCCUCAAGAUCCGUUUAGCGCGGAGUUGCCAGAAGUAGCCAUGAGUUCAAAUCACGGGAAUUGUGAAGUGACCAUGCUUGCAGCGGUAUCCUUAUCACGACUUCACUCCUUAUCCCUUGUGUAUAAUUCUUUGAUUCUGAAAGU
Messenger RNA from Closterium sp. NIES-67, 1772 nucleotides. NCBI's taxonomy places the organism in Eukaryota, Viridiplantae, Streptophyta, Zygnematophyceae, Desmidiales, Closteriaceae. The record is from the annotation of a GenBank genome assembly.